AAUAAGAGUGAUAAUAUAACUACUUAGGCUCUACCCCUGUAUUUCUUCAAUUUUCAGCGGCUUAAGCGUUCUUCCUUCGUCGCGUCUUUCCAAUGAAAUAUUUUGUCGUUGCCUUGGCUUGUGCGCUGCCCACACUGGCGCGACCAACUACUGAAGAAAACGACAUUGUUGGCGGAGACCCUGCUAAGAUUGAGGAUCACCCAUGGCAGGUUAGCCUGAGAUCAGGCCGCGGCCAUUUUUGCGGUGGUUCCAUUAUCGGCCCUCGUCAUGUCGUGACUGCUUCUCACUGCAUUGGAGGUGGUAGCUUCGAGGUUGCUGUCGGCGACUCGAUGGCAUCCAAGGGCACCCCAUAUAAGAUUGUCAAGGCAGUUCAACACCCAAAAUACAGCCGAAACACGCUCGACUAUGAUCUUGCCUACAUCGAGAUGGCACAAGACUUUACUUUCAGCGCUACUGUGAAAGCCAUUCCCAUUUACAGUGGCGAGUGGAAAGCUGGAUCAACUGUUUCCAUCACAGGCUGGGGCAGAACAGGUGCCAACUCACCCUUGUCAGACCGGCUGCUGCAGGUUCGUGUCCCUGCUGUAGACCAUGCGACCUGCAAAAAGGCACACAGUAACCAUUCGGUUACCGACCGCAUGAUAUGCGCCGCUGGUGAAGGUGGCAAAGGCGCUUGUAUGGGUGACUCUGGUGGUCCACUAACCAUUGAAGGCAAGCUAGCCGGUGCAGUGUCUUGGGGUGACCCAUGCGCUAAGCAAGGUAAACCUGACGCAUUUGCCAGCCUCUUAAACAGUGAGCUUCGUGAUUGGUUGAAGAAAAAUACUGGUAUAUAA
Molecule: messenger RNA, 830 nt
Organism: [Torrubiella] hemipterigena
Lineage: Eukaryota; Fungi; Ascomycota; Sordariomycetes; Hypocreales; Clavicipitaceae
Source: the annotation of a GenBank genome assembly